Molecule: messenger RNA, 2230 nt
Organism: Clupea harengus (Atlantic herring)
Lineage: Eukaryota; Metazoa; Chordata; Actinopteri; Clupeiformes; Clupeidae
Gene: tyrobp
Product: transmembrane immune signaling adaptor TYROBP
Biological process (GO): negative regulation of B cell proliferation; positive regulation of microglial cell mediated cytotoxicity; microglial cell activation involved in immune response
Cellular component (GO): cell surface
Molecular function (GO): signaling receptor binding
Source: RefSeq, a predicted model, not a curated record
CACCAGGAGGAGGGAAGAGAAACUCAGACAGUUCCUCCUCUGUAAACCCCUCUCUGCUGUAGUGCACACCCACCAUAAACACACCUUGUCCACCGUCUCACACGCUGACUGCCUUCCCCUGUGGACUUCUGUGGAUCAGGGCUUUCCAAUCAGGCAUCCGUCACCAUCAGAGUGCGGAAGUCCGACACUGGAUCCGACCCCCUUGAUUAUCGCCAGCCCGUUCCUGUUAACCACCCAGACCGGACUGGACUGAACAUGGGCAGAACCAUAUGUAUUGUGGCCCCGCUCACAGGAAUGUUAGGUGAGUGUCUCCUGCGUGUGCCAUCCAGACUGGAGGCUACAAUGGGGAAUUUUUUCUCCUGUCUGUGUUCUGUCUGGGUGGAUGUGGAGCGAUGACUGCUCUUUUCCAGGGUCUCUUCAGUCUCUUAAGGGUCUCUUUAGUCCACCGUGACGCAGGUUUAGAAUGAGUUUCGGUUCAGCAGGCAGUUAAGGUGCUGUGAGGUGGUCACCGGUGUUGCUGCUAGCAUUUUGUCUGUUUGUUGUUGACACCUUGGGUUGACAAUUGACUAAGAUGGCAUGUAUGUUAAUGUCUAUAUAUCGACAGCAUAGUUGAAAAUAGCAAACUGUCAUUCUAAUGUAUGGGCUGCUGGUGGCUUUUUAACUUCAAAUUGUAGUGUUUAAAAGUAUGAACAGGAAUAUAUCAACAGGAUUAUAUCAAACUGUGCUUUUCUAUGGUCAUCAGAAAUAGAGAAAAUUACACUUUUACCAAAGACAUCGGUUUUGACUUUUUUAUUUUAAAACAUUGUAUAUGUUUGUGCACAAUAUUUGCUUCUAUACUAAAUUGAUUGCCUUUUUAUUUACAGGUCCAGUUUCUGGGAGACAAGAUUGUGGCCAGUGCUACCAGGUGGAGCUCAGUGUUGUGGUGGCGCUGGUUUCCUGUGACAUUCUUUUAACUGUCCUGAUCGCCCUCUCUGUCUACUGCUGUGUGUCACGCCAGAGGAGCAGACCUGGUCUGCACACACAGCCCAGUGAUACAGGAAAAGGAAAACAGCUAACUGCUUCGAAAAAAGCAAAAAAGACUGAGGUCACGGAGUCACCAUAUCAGGAGCUGUAUGGAGUCCAGUCGGACGUUUACAGUGAUCUCAGGCAGUAUCGGAAAUGAGUCUACAGAGCAACCCUGCGAACAUCAGGACUGGAAAGGUUUAUUAUUAUUAUUAUUAAAGGUCAUUCUGAUUAAUAUUUUUCUACUAAGAGGUGGUAUGACCUCAAAGCUUAAUGUGUCACUUUGAUGUCAGUAGCAUGUAUUGGUUGACACGGAGAGGAGUGUGAACUUAUGUUACUGACCACAUCCUAGUCACCUUUAUCUCAUUAACCAGCACUCUCUUUCUUUUCCUGGAAGGGCACGUAGAGCACUAAACAGUCCGUAAAAGCUACCUUGGCAGUGCUAUUUUCAAACUUCCACUUAUUUGUUUAAAAAUCAUUUUUACCGCUUUGUACAAUUUGUAUACAUGUAGACAUUAUGUCAACUUUGUUUGGUAACACUUUACACAAAACCCAGUAUCUGUAAAACAUUAUAAACACAUUCAUAAAGGGUUAUAAAGUAUUAAUAAUGCCUAAUAAUGAUUAACAAAAGUCUAUUUAGUAUCAGAAUGCAUAAAAAAGCUUCUGUAACUCUUGAAAAUGGCACUGAUGACUGUUUAGUCACCAAAUGUUCUUUAUGGAGCCAUAUAAUAAUAAUAAUAAUAAUAAUAAUAAUAAUAAUAAUAAAACUUUAUUUAUACAGCACCUUUCAUGCAAAAGAAUGCAGCUCAAAGUGCUUUACAGCAAAUACAUAACGUGCACAAAGAAAUUACAUGCACAUAAAAAUAGACAUCAAAGAAAUAUAAAAACUCUAUGGGACUCCAUACAAGCUUUCAUGAUAAUAGUUGUGUGGGGCCUUUACUACAACAUCAUAAUCCUUUAUGAGUGCAGUCAUGUCAAUUUAUAAAUAGAUCUAUACAUUAUAUCAGAUGCUAUGAUGCAUUAUGAAUAAUUUAUAGAUUUAUAAACGUGUUUAUAAUGCUUUCUGGAUACUGAGUUGAAUAUGUGUUACCAGUUUUUCUUUAUGUAGAAUAAAUUAUUUGAAAUCAUGUAUUAUAUUAUUCUUUGUGUGAUUGCAUGUACAUUUUGUCAAUGUGUAUAACCUUUUGAAUUGAUUAUGUUAUGUAGAUAAAAUAAACUAUUAUAUUUC